Molecule: messenger RNA, 4117 nt
Organism: Siniperca chuatsi (mandarin fish)
Lineage: Eukaryota; Metazoa; Chordata; Actinopteri; Centrarchiformes; Sinipercidae
Gene: atg4da
Product: autophagy related 4D, cysteine peptidase a
Exons: 11
Coding region: 450-1952 (500 amino acids)
Molecular function (GO): protein-phosphatidylethanolamide deconjugating activity
Source: RefSeq, a predicted model, not a curated record
UUGUGUCAGGAAAGGACAACAGGAAGUAAAUGUCCUCUGCUGUCAAAGGGAGAUGCUAAAGCGGUGGCUGGUCAGGGAAGCAAACCUCGCUAUGUACUGGAUUAUCUUCGCAAUAGUGUGUACAAAUGAGCUCCUUUGUUGAAUGGAGGAACGCGUGCCGUACUGACAUCAGCUGCGUUUUGUUGAAAAGUCAUUAAGAUCUUUGGUCAGUCUGGCUUGAAUGCUAGGUAGCUAACGCCGGGGUUAGCGUCUAAAUAUGCUAAAGUUAGCUAGUUUUAGUAAGCUAGUAGACUGAAUUAAUCUGUGAAGACUGCAGUCGUGGGUGAAGAGAGAGGAAAUCGCUGCUAUGAUUCAACCUACUACAAGACACCGACCAGCGUAACCGGCUUUUACUGCAGUUCUGUGUUGUAAUGAGGAGUACCAGAGCCGAGCUCUGAGGGCUCAGAGGCAUGAUGAACUCCGUUUCCCCCAGCGCAGCCCAGUACGUAGGGGUAGUGAUGCAGGAUGAGCUGGCGGAGAGCCGGAGGCAGCAGCCUCUGGAGCGGCAGGGCAGCUUUGGUCUAAGACCGCCACAGACUUCAGAUCCCAGCAGAGAGGCAACCGGAGAGCCUGACGAGAUGGACAAACUGAAAGCCAAACUGAUGUCAGCAUGGAACAACGUCAAAUAUGGUUGGACUGUUAAGUCUAAAACCUCCUUCAACAAGAUAUCGCCAGUCACUGUCCUGGGACACUCCUAUCUCCUCAACAGUGAAGACGAGGUGGAGCGUUUUCGUCUGGCUUUUGUGUCCAGGAUUUGGCUGACCUACAGGAGGGAGUUCCCUCAGCUGGAGGGCUCCACCUGGACCACAGACUGUGGCUGGGGCUGUAUGCUGCGCAGUGGACAGAUGCUGCUGGCACAGGGGCUCCUGGUCCAUUUGAUGCCCAGAGAUUGGGCUUGGCUAGAUGCUCAGCAGCUAACCGAUGUGGACUUUGAGGUGUUCAGACCGCGUUCCCCAGCCCGGGCUGGAGGGGUCCCCAUCCCCUCCUUUGGCUCUCCACGAGGAUCCAACACCCCUGAAAAGUCCCUGCCAAGUGAUCAGGCACCGAAAUGCAGCCAGAGAAAGAGACCUGAGUCUGUGAGGGACAUGCAGGAAGAGCCCAUCCACCACAGGCUGCUCACCUGGUUCGGGGAUCAGCCCCCAGCACCUUUUGGGGUUCACCAGCUAGUGGAAAUCGGCAGAAGUUCAGGGAAGAAAGCUGGUGACUGGUAUGGCCCCUCUAUAGUGGCACACAUACUACGGAAAGCGGUAGCCAAAACAUCUGCAGUCCACAACCUGGCUGUAUAUGUGGCUCAGGAUUGUACAGUGUACAAAGAGGAUGUGGUGCAUCUCUGUGACCUGUCACUAAGCCAGACUCCCCCUGAUCCGUCCAGCCAAGCCUGGAAGUCUGUCAUCAUUCUGGUGCCUGUACGGCUGGGAGGGGAGGCCCUCAACCCGUCCUACAUCGAAUGUGUCAAGAACAUCCUAAAGCUGGAUUGUUGUAUUGGAAUCAUAGGAGGCAAACCGAAGCAUUCACUUUACUUUAUUGGCUUCCAAGACGAGCAGCUGCUGUAUCUGGACCCACACUACUGCCAGCCUGUGGUGGAUGUCUCACAAGUCAACUUCUCACUGGAGUCGUUCCACUGUAGUUCUCCCAAAAAGAUGCCCUUCAACCGCAUGGAUCCCAGCUGUACCAUCGGCUUUUACGCCAAGAACAAGAAGGACUUUGAGUCUCUAUGUUCUGCUGUCAGUGAGGCCCUGUCUUCAUCGAAGGAGAAGUACCCCAUAUUUACCAUUGUAGAGGGCCAGGGUCAGGAUUAUGGACUCGAGGGUCACAGCAGCAAUAACAGUGGACCUGCAGCCCACAUUCUGCCCCCGGGCAAACUGGGCCGGAGUAACAACAGAAGAAACAGUGAUGAGUUUGUCUUCUUGUAAGGCACUGAGGAGGAUGCUCGCUCAUCAGUAGGGGGCAGAAUAGGACCCCUCAUUUCCUUUCAAAGGGAAGAACUAGAUUCUGUUAAUGGUGCAGCUGCAAGGUGGACGUGACGCUUUUGUGCUUUAUUGCCUUCACUGGUCAACGGAAAUAAAAACUGUGUGGCUUCUGUCAUGUUUGUGUGGAUGGAUAUUAUAAGCUAACAGGCAUUAAUGGCUACUGGCUGGAGCAAAUUUUUACUGGGCAAAGGCAUGAUUUCAAAAUGGAUCAUGGCUAGAAAUGUUUCAAGUACUUGAAGUAUUCUUGAUUCACUUUAUCAGACACCUAAAAAGCCUCAAAGUUGAGUGUGUACGACUAAACUCAAGUGCUUUAAUGUACUCCAGUUACACUCAACUACUGUGUUUUUGUCCUGGUGUGAACUGGACACACUGAGGGAGAUUUGUGGUCUACAUGAUAUUUAAUUAGCUAACUGGUCGGGGGGGCUGAUAUUGUUGUUAAAUACCACCUGCUGUGCAUUUCCUUUUUAUUUUUCAUUCUUUACGUUUAAUUUAUCAGGUUUAUGAAUGUGUGAGCGAGUGUGGCGUUAUUGUAGUUUAUUUGUUUUGUCUUUAAUAAGUAUACUGAUGUAUUUAGGAGUCUUUCACGUUGUGUUUCACAGAGGUUUCAAAUUCUUCCAAGAGCAUCUUGAACAGUUGUAAAUUCAUCCUCGUGUGGCAGUCUGGCCCGAAUAUCACACAAAUGACCAGCUCCCACAUGCUUUGGCUCUCCAUUAUUGAUUAUUAAGAAUAUGAAAAUCUGCUACUGCAUUGCUCCUAAAGAGCUCCUGAAGCUCCCGAAGCUCCCAGGUUGGGGGUGAAGAGAAGUGAUCCCUUCGGUUGGAGAUGGAUGUGUAACUUUACCUGGUGAGCUGUGGCUUGUCCCAUGAAGCAGAAGUCUGGAUACAUUUGUAAAGUGAAACCCAGAACACUUCAGGUUCUGGGUUUUACUUGGCAUAGUAUACAGUCAAUAAGACUGUAUGGAGUUUUUGAUCUUCAAGCUUCUGUUGCAAUGUCAUUUGUGUUUUGUUUGUCCCUUUUUUACGUGAAGGCUACUACUGCAACUUGCACUGCUACUGUUAUUUGGUUUGUUGUCCUGAUAAAACUUCAAACACUGGAAUCACAUUUUACUAGUAUCUCACACUUUAUAGAGUGGCAUUUUUGAAGAGAUGCACUCUGUUUUGUUCUUACCUGAUCACAGUAAACUGCAGGAGAAGCAUGUUUAUUCAAAAUGCAAUGUUUGUCUUCUGUAAUUCUCUGAGGAAUGAGUGUCUUUAACAUCAGUUUGUGUUGCAGUUCAUUCCAGUAGUAAAUUGCAUGGUUCCACUGUUCAGAGUUGGUAUGAGGAACUUUUAAAGUUAACUUUUCUCCUGUGACCUGGUUUCACGUUUGUUCACUUUGAACUCUUUGUUAAAUAUCCCUGCAACUUCGACAGAAAGGCUUAUAAAUGAAUGCACAGGUAUGCUGAUGGAUCGGUGAUGACCGUCCAACCCUUUUUUUUUUUUUUUUUUCAAAUUGUGUGCAAAAUGGCAUCCAAUGGUUUAACGUGGGUUAGGUGUUCAACAUUGGUUUGUUAGAGGCAUUAGAGGAUGUAGGCUUUGGAUUGGAUUAACCCCCUUCUCAUUCCAGUCUGUUGGUUUGUUCUUGACAUGAAAUACUAAUGUAUGCAUAAAUUCCAAAAAGGUUUCAAAAGUUCACCAAAUGCUGCAAACUUCAAAUGGACUUGAUUGUCAUGUAAUGCAAUGAUGUUACAGGGUGAGAGUGAAAUCUGCUGUGUACAAUAAAUGUUACACAGGAGAUGCAUUAACACUGUGUAACUUGUUGCUGUAGUUUAGUUUCAGUUUAUUUUAGGUGUUUCAUGGCAGACUAAGUACUGCUGUUGGUCAUUGCAAUGCAAUAAUGUGUUUAUUUCUGGCACAUAUUUUGUGCAUGACAUUUGUCAGUACUGAGAUAGGUGCACGUCUUUAGGUUGCAUUUUUAUUUAUCUUCAUUCUGUGAAAAUCAUCUUGUAUAGAAAAGGUGUCAUAUUUUAUAAGCUUGCAGCUUUGGAUGUCAUGGGUUCAUGCAGCCUUUAGGCCUCUGUGUGUGCAAGUUCUGAGAAAUAUUAAAAUACUUAAUUGGUAAAAACAAGC